UGCAAGCGAGACGCUCGCGAGCUACCCACGAUGACAACAGAUGUGUAGCUAACUAGCAAAAUGGAAAUUAUGGUCGUUUGUUCCUCUCGUUUUCUGUAUUAGCGUAAAUGCACCUGAAUGCACUCCCGUCGUUACGUGCAUACGAGAGACGCGAAUUCCGAAUUUACACAUGUUUUCUAUUUUUAGGGACCAUGUCAGACAAGCUAGCUAAAGAAGUUGGUGUGCUGAGAGCCUGCCAGAAUGAAGCAGUCCAGCUGCCUAGGUUGAUGGCUAUGCUAGCUAUUUGAAGCAUAACUACAUAUUUUCGGGAUAUUCAUGAAUUAAUAUUUGCAUUACUAAUGAAUUGACUGCUGCAAAAUGCAAUAGCAGAACUUGUCUUAAUUACCCCCUCUAACGCUAUCUUGCUAAAUUACCAUUUACCGAAUUAUUUUUAAUCUAAGGAUAGAUCGAUUAGGUUGUAUCAUUUGGCAAGGAACGUUUUCUUGCAACGUAGCGGUAUUCAGCAUGGACAAGAAAUCUUUUGACAUCGUCUUGGACGAAAUAAGAAAGUGUGUUUUGACUGAUCAGAGGAUCAAAGCGAUAGAACAGGUGCAUGGGUAUUUCUCCAGUGAACAGGUGAUUGACAUUCUGAAAUAUUUCUCCUGGGCAGAACCUCAAAUAAAGGCAGUAAAAGCCUUUCAACAUAAAAUGGUGGCCAUUCCUACAACCAAGGUUGCUAACAUUUUGAACACUUUCACAUUCUCAAAGGAUAAACUCUUUGUGUUGGAGCUGAUUGCACUGAAUAUAUCUGAUGCCCAUAAUUACCGCCCCGUGGAAGAUCAGUUUCGUGUUAACCUCUCGGAGAAGAAACGUGCACGACGGAUCCUUGAGCAGGUGUGUAAAGUGGGAUGCAAGGCCCCUGUGGCGAUGAUCUCAUCCUGUGGGAUGAUCCCCGGAAACCCUUAUCCUAAAGGCAAACCCAGCCAGGUGACUGGAGCCUUUCCUGGAAUCCCUCCCAGGAAAGAGGGUGAGGAGGUGAACGCAGAGGGGAAGGGGAUUGCCAGCCGCAUCGUUGGACCCAGCAAACCGUCUCCAUCAAGCUACAAUCCACACAGGCCUAUACCGUACCCCAUCCCGCCCUGCAGGCCUCACGCCACUAUUGCACCAAGUGCGUACAACAACGCAGGCCUGGUGACAGUGGGAGGGGUCAUCACAGCCAGCGUGCCCCCCCCACCCUACAGUGCCACUCCAAAGUCGGCAGCUUAUGCUCGACCCGUCAGUCAGCAGACCUCUAGCUCUGGUGGCUCCGGCACGUCCACCGUCUCCCCUCCUAAUUCAGCUCCUCCCACUCCCGGCACCUCUCAGUCUCAGCCCACAACUCCAAUCACCCCCGUCUUCCCGGGUAUGGUUCCUUCUCAGAACCCUGUUAGUCAUUCUCCCACCACUUCUUCCUCGGUCAUCAAAAGCCCUCCUAUGCCUACUGGCUCUCCUCAGGUUGCCCCUAACCCUAGUGGCUACAGCACUCCUGUUCCCUCUGGCCUCUCUGCUGGGCCACCUUCUGGCAGAGACACUCCUUCUGUUAUCAAGGCUCACACCCCUUCCGGUCUGCCCGGAGGACCUGGGGUGGGUGCCCCCCCUCCAGCUUUCCAUGGUCCGUCCCGUUCGGGAACGCCUUCGGGGGCCCCCAUUCUCAGUCCUAGGGGUAUGGCAGACUCUCUGUCUUCCCAGGCUGCGGUGCUGUCCUCUGUCAAGGGCUUCUCUCCAUCUGGCGAGCCCCAGUUGGCCCCAGGGCAGGCUAAACCCUCCAACGUGCCGCAUUCGGUCAUCCGAAGCUACACGCCCUCAGGCCUGCAGGCACUGCCUCCUGGCCGCUCCACCCCCAACUUGCAGGGCCCGGGGGCUCUACCAGCAGGUGGACCCGGGACCUCUUGCGCCCCCAGCCCCAAGCCAUCCCCUGGCCCCACGAGUCAGGCUGGCGUGGGGUACGGUGAGCAGCCCUUGGGCUCAGUGAGCCAGCACAGCGGUGGCAGUGGCAGCAACAGCCCUGUGCCCUCUGCCUUCAAAGGGCCGUCAUCCCGCUCGGGCACUCCAUCGCUGAGCUCUCUGGCGAUGCCAAACUCUGCCACCCUGGCGCGCUCCCUGGGCCUGAGCCACAGCAGCGCCUCCCCGCAGCCCUCCCUGCCCGCAUCUGCAGUCAUGGCCGGCCUGCAGGGUCUCCCUAGCACCCUGUCCUCGCAGGCCGGAGGCAGCCCUGCCCCACCGUUCCCUGGCCUCUCCCACUUCCCCUCACUGUCCACAGCCUCCCCCUUGCCUGGAGCCCAGUCCUCCAUGCACUCCUCUGUCUCUUCUGCCCCGCUGCCACCCUCUACCGCCUACUCUGGCCUCGACCCCGCCGGGGCUGCAGCCUCUUCCGCCUUUAGCCUAGGACUGACCACGGCUGCCUCCAUCUUCCCGGGGCUGGCCCCGGGGGCCAGCCCGGCCUUCCCUGGCUUCGGGGGCUCGGGCACCCCUGCGGCCGGUAGUCCUGUGCUCUCCUCCUUCAUGGGGCUCCCAGGGGCCUCGUCGUCGGUGGCCUCGGUGGCCCCUCUCCAGGCAGCAGCUGUGGCAGCAGCUGCGGCCGCGGGCGUGCCCUCCACCUCACCCGUGCUUCCGGGCUUCGCCUCCGCAUUCAGCUCCAACUUCAACCCUGCUCUGGUGGGCCAGCCUGGCAGUGGGCUCCAGGCCCCAGGAGGUGCAACGUUCCCAGGACUGCUGUCUUUUCCUGCAGGAAUGCCAGGCUUUACCUCCAGCCCUGCCCCAGCCGCGCUCUCAGGCCUCCACAACCCAGCCAUGCAAUCCGCGCUGCUGCAGGCUCAUACUGCGUCUGCGCUGGACAGCUUCCCACCCCAAGCAAACGGCUUUGGCAGCUACCCACCAUCCGCAGGCGCUCCUUUCCCCCUGCAGCCGGGCCUGCACCCCCAGCUGGGCUGGCAGUGACCCAGCACACACGGGACCUCGGCGGGCGGAAGGGAGUCAACGGUGGUUUGGGAGCAUGUGUUGAAUAGCGGACAUGGGUGAGGUCGAGGGAUGCUGACCUUGAAGGCGCGCUGACUUGAGAUGGCGAGGGCGCAGGAGGCUGUUUGUGCUUCUUACUCUCAGCUUUUGUGGAAAACGGAGACGGAGGGAGAGGGCAAUAAAACGAUGGGCCCUAUGGUCGGCAGCUCUCCUGGGUAGCAUGACCUCUAGACUGGCCACUAAAAGUAUAAAGCUAAACUUGAUAUUAAUGGAUUAACAAUUGGAAUAAGUGUCAUCAUUGUUGGAAUUAAUGAAAGAAAUUAAUUCUACAGUACUAUACCUUUUUUUUUUGUUUGGUUUUAGUAGGCCUUCAGUUAGCAUCAAGGUAAUUUUUAAUGGUCAUUUAAUUCUGAAAAAAUAUAGAUGUAAUGAUUUGGAGAAGCUGUAAAGGGGACUGUUAACAUGAAACGUCCUGAAUUUCUGACAAACCAGGCAUAGGAUUUUACUGUAUGUGUAAAUAGCCUUGAAACUGGGUUAAACAGCUGGUAAAUGUGUGUUUUACAUGUGCUAGGCUUUGAAUCUUUUUUUUAAGCUUUUUUUUAACAUCCUGGUGUCUGUAUAGAAGUUGGAUAAACAGGAUUCAUAUAUUUGUUUCUAGAUGAAGUCGAUGACUAUCAAAAUACUGUACUAGAGACAAUGGUAGGUGUAGGCUAGUUUGUUUAGCAUUAUGAAAUAAAUCCUUUUUUUCUACAUA
Messenger RNA from Electrophorus electricus (electric eel), 3727 nucleotides. RefSeq names its product proline and serine rich 1 (gene proser1). The record is from RefSeq and is a predicted model, not a curated record. NCBI's taxonomy places the organism in Eukaryota, Metazoa, Chordata, Actinopteri, Gymnotiformes, Gymnotidae.